UCCAUAUUGAUUGUUGUAGUUGUAGUGUAAAUUAUUUAUUCAUUAAAUUUUCUUUGAGAGUUUUCAUGAUUUUUAAAAAAGAUGUUUAAGCUAGAAAACAAAGUUGCCUAAAUCACAGUUAGCCUUAAUAAAAAGUUUAUUUUAUAUCAUUCUCCUUUCUUCCGACAUGGAUGGGACUUCACCAAAGAAUUCGACUUCUGUUGAAGCCUUAAACAUUCAAAGUAUAACUAAUAUUUGUGAAUUAAAAGAUAAAUUAAAGGAAAUUAUUAGCGCUGGAAAAAAUUACGAGCAUGAUGUAUCAUCAUGCCUUAAAUCACUUUUAAGUCGCAGCGAUCAAGAUAUCGUGCUGUCGUGCGUGCAGGCCAUCUCUGAACUUGCUAAAUGUGACAUUAAAAGAGAAACGUACGCUCAUAAAGAGUUUAUCGAUCCCCUGUUAAAUAUUGUUAGCAAGGAAAUAAGUGCAGAGUCUGUGGAACUAGUGAAGCAAUGCUGUCGGGCUCUCGGCAACCUGUGCUGUGAUUGCGACGCUGCUAGAAAUAUUAUUUUAGACAACAACGGGCCAGCAACACUCAUGAAACUACUGACCAAAACAUUAGGAGAUGACAAGUUGGCAGAGAUCAGAUUGCUCACAAGCAAGACUUUGUUAAAUUUUGCAAUCGGAGGAAAACAAUUCUCCGAGUCAAUAGUGAAUGAAGGUGUAAUAGAUGUGCAACAUAAAAUACUUCUGCGUGAAAGCUUGAAAGAGGUGAUGAACGAUGAAGAGGUAACAACCGCCCUGCUAAUUCUCAGUGUUAUAAAUGACAAUACACCUGAACUACUGUUUGAGCCACAUAUUAACAAGAUAGUGUUGGAGGUGCUGCAGGAGACGAGUAGCAUGGCAGUGUCCGAGCUAUGCCUCGAACACCUGCUCACACAGGCCGAGCACGAGGAGGUGAAGAGCCUGCUGGCGCGCGAGGGCGGCGUGCAGCUGCUGUGCGCGCGACUGGAGGGGCUGAGGGCGCGGCGCGCGACGGGCGAGCUGGCCGGCCCGCACGCCGAGCUGGACGCGCUGGCCAAGCUGGCCUGCGACCUCAUCGUCAUAGUGCUGACGGGAGACGAGGCGAUGCGCGCGCUGUACGGGGAGGGCGCGGGCGCGGUGUACCUGCAGGCGGUGCGCUGGCUGGAGGCGGGCGAGGGCGAGCUGCUGCCGACCGCGCUGCUCGCCAUCGGCAACUUCGCGCGCGACGACCGCUACUGCAUACAGAUGAUGGAAAACAAUAUAUAUGAUAAAUUACUUGACAUAUUCGAGAAGUACUACGAGCGCGCGGUGGGCGAGGCGGUGGGCGCGGGCGAUUCGGUGGGCGCGGGCGAUUCGGUGGGCGCAGGCGAGGCGGUGGGCGCGGGCGACGCGGCGGAGGGCGAGAGCGCCGGGGCGGAGCGGGUGCAGCACGGCGCGCUGGCGGCGCUGCGCAACCUGGCGGUGCCGGCGCAGAACAAGGUGCGUGCGCUGCGCGGGGGGCGCGCGGUGCCGCUGCUGGUGCGCGCGCUGCCCGCAGUGCGGCACCACCACGUCGCCUACAAGCUGCUGGCCGCGCUGCGCAUGCUGCUGGAUGGAGCGGGGUGUGCGGAGGAGGCGCGGGGAGCGGCGAGGCAGAGAAACAAUACUCUUCUAUUUGUAAUUAAACGUGAUAUUAUAUUGCAUGGUGAUGACGAGUGCGAGGAGAGCAGCUGCGGCUGUGCUGCUGCAGCUCUGCGCUCUCUGCAGCAGCAGCAGCAACAACAACUGCAAAAUAUAUAA
Molecule: messenger RNA, 1777 nt
Organism: Papilio xuthus (Asian swallowtail)
Lineage: Eukaryota; Metazoa; Arthropoda; Insecta; Lepidoptera; Papilionidae
Gene: vimar
Product: visceral mesodermal armadillo-repeats
Exons: 7
Coding region: 167-1777 (536 amino acids)
Biological process (GO): positive regulation of GTPase activity
Molecular function (GO): guanyl-nucleotide exchange factor activity
Source: RefSeq, a predicted model, not a curated record